Molecule: messenger RNA, 942 nt
Organism: Debaryomyces tyrocola
Lineage: Eukaryota; Fungi; Ascomycota; Pichiomycetes; Serinales; Debaryomycetaceae
Source: the annotation of a GenBank genome assembly
AUGCCAUAUUUGCUCCCUCCUGAAUACCUCGAGUAUUUGGAUUACUUGCCGGACUUGCAGAAAUGUGCUAAUAUUUUCAUAUCCUUCACUCCACUAUUUUCGUAUGGUACAACAUGCUACGGAAUCUACACCAAGAAAACAUCGAUGGGAUUUUCGAUUGAUAUAUGUGCAACCAUGUUAAUGUCCCUGAUUUUAAGAAUAUUCUACUAUAUUAUAACCCCGUAUGAGAUCUCUCUAUUGAGACAACUGAUUGUAAUGGUUUUCAUACAAAGCUUGUUGUUGAAAAUCUCGCUUAACUAUAGACCCAAAAGCUUUAAGCCGGAGUAUUUAGAGCCACUCCCGUCAUUUAGGAAUGAAUUGAAUUCGUACUUACCAAGGCAUCUCCUGGCAUCCACAUACCCUACUUAUCAUGAAACAUACGCGACUGAUGGGGCAAUCGAACUGAUAAAUAGAAUUGCAAAUGAUUACUACGUGUAUGUGACGGUUUACUUGACUACCGUUUUUAGAUAUACGCUCAAUUUUUUUGAUGUACACUAUAAAAGACCUAAGUUGUUUUGGCAGUGGAAUGAUGAGAGCGACUAUUGGAAGUAUAUCUUGAAAUUUUCGUUGGUUUUUGGGGUAUUAACUGCUAUCUUUAACCACAAUGAGACAUAUGGUUCUUUCAUUGGUGUAUUGGGAUUGUUCAUCGAAGCAUUAUUACCAUUGCCCCAAAUAUUGAUGUUGAACAGAUUGAAAUCAAUUAGAAAUUUCAAGAUCAUGUUAUUGUUAAGUUGGCUUGGAGGUGAUUUAACAAAGAUUAGUUAUUUGGUGUUCGGCACUGACAACAUUUCAAUUAUUUUUAUCUUGGCUGCCCUAUUUCAGAUGGGUUUAGAUAUUAUCAUUGCAUUCCAGUAUUUACAUUUUAGAAACUAUCAACAAAGCAUUUUACCCACGGCAAAUUAA